Messenger RNA from Sclerotinia trifoliorum, 956 nucleotides. The record is from the annotation of a GenBank genome assembly. NCBI's taxonomy places the organism in Eukaryota, Fungi, Ascomycota, Leotiomycetes, Helotiales, Sclerotiniaceae.
UAAAUUAGAACAAAACCGCCAUGAGAUAUCCAUUGCUUAUCCCAACUACCCUCCCCCUCUCCCUCCUCUGCAUCUUCAUCACCAUCAACCUCCCAUCCACCCACGCAACCCCCGCCCCCAAAAUCCCAGGCUUCACCCUAACCUGGUCCGAUACCUUCUCCGACCCGGCCGGCUCCCCCGCCUCCCCCAAAACCUGGCAAUACGAAACACCCGCCACAAACCAAAACCUCGAACUCCAACACUACACAUCCUCGCCCUCAAACGCCCACAUCUCCAAAACAUCCACCCUACAAAUCACACCCCUCCACACAUCCGAAACAUGGACCUCCGCCCGCCUCAGCACCCACCAAACAUUCCACUGCGCCCCCAACACCCAACUGCACCUCCAAGCGCGCAUAAAACUCGGCAAUAAUCCCCCUACCCAUCAAAAAGGCAUUUGGCCCGCCUUCUGGACUCUAGGUUCUUCCUUCCGCGAAAAUGGUCUCUGGCCCCAGUGCGCUGAAUGGGAUAUCAUGGAACAGGUUAAUGGUGUUUCGACUAGUACUGGUACCAUACACUGGGGUAAUAGUAAUACAUCUUCACCGCAAGCGAUCGCUUCGCAGGGAAUAGCAUAUGAGCGUGCGCAGUGGCAUGAAUAUGCGCUUCGGAUUUCGCGGGUGGGAAAUUGGGAGGAACAGAGUAUUAGUUGGGUUUUGGAUGGGGAGUUUUAUUUUGUGGUUACUGGGGAAAUGGUCGGGGAUUGGGCGGCUUGGAAUAGUUUGGUCGCGGAGAGUUAUUAUGUCCUGUUGAAUGUGGCGGUGGGGGGGGAUUGGCCUGGUGAGCCGGAUGAUUGGACGCUGGGGGGGACGGGGAGUGGGAUGGAGGUGGCGUAUGUGGCGGUUUAUGAGGGGCUGGUGGGUGAGGGUGGAGGGGUGGAGGGUGGAGAGGGGAAGAUCUUUUUUCUUGAGUUUUUGUAA